AUGAACCCCCACGACCCUCAUCACGUCGCCGCUGCCAGCAGCACCCUCAUCAACUCGAUGGGCGAUCCCGGCUAUGGAGCUAUGAUCAAUCAGUUCCACUCCAUGGCUUUGCCCGCCGAUGGUCUGAUUCCCGCCGGCCCGGCCAUGGCUGGACACUCGGGCUUCGUCAAUGGUGCGAACCCCAACAUCGUCUUUGCCUCGCCCUAUUCUGGCACCGUCCCGGUCCUUCAUGAUCCUGGUUUUGCCGCCGCAGCAUACACUAUGCCGUACCCAGUCGGCGCCUUUGGUGGAGCCUACAGCCAGAACCCGCUGCCCUACACUCCAGGCCGUGCUGUUGGCUACAGCUCUGACCGCCUGUCUCGCGACGUUCCCGAUCUUGAGAACCGACGUGCUUCUUACUCGACUUCUGGCACAGAGUCCUCGCCUGCCACUCCCUUCGGUAUGAACUCGUCGGAUCGCAUUACCGCGACUCGCAUCGCGUCCAAUGACCGGUCUCUCUACACCACCCCUUCCCCGCGCCAGGGAAUCACGGACUUCGUUGCUCAGGGUCCCAAGGCUGUCAUCGCCGACCCAGAGCUGGAGCGUUUGCUCAUGCAGGAUCCUCCGAUCCCCAAGGCCGUCCCUGCCGUUUGGACAGAGCACCUCAAGUCUCUUGACCAGUGCCUUGAGAACCGCAUCACAGGCAAUCGCAACGUCUACAUCCGCGGACUCCACCCGACCACUGAUGACGAUCUUCUUUCCAAGUACGCCGAGCGGUUCGGCGAGGUUGAGCAGUCCAAGGCGAUCAUUGACACUGCGACCGGUGCCUGCAAAGGCUUUGGCUUUGCCAAGUUCAAGGAUGUCAAGAACUCUGAGAAGUGCAUCCGAGGCUUCUAUCGUCUUGGAUAUGAAGUCGGCUUCGCUCGGGUUCGUGAAUUGGCAACGGUCCAUCAUUUGUUGGAGAUUCUGCUAACAUAUCUUUCUGGCUUCAAGGAGAGCUUCAAUGCACGCCUCAAGGCCGAGGGAGAUGACUCUUCCACCAACCUCUACAUCUCCAACCUGCCCAGGCACAUCAACGAGAGCAUGCUCGCCUCGAUCUUUGAGCCUUUCCACAUUGUGUCUUCCAAGAUCCUCCGUGACAGCAUGGGCAAUAGCCGUGGCGUCGGCUUUGCACGCUUUGAGAGCCGCGAUGUCUGCGAGCAGGUCAUCGACCACUUUCACGGCAUCCCGGUCGGUGAGGAGAAUUUCUUGAUUCAAGUUCGGUACGCCGACACUCCUGCGCAAAAGGAACUGAAGCGCAUCACCGCCGAGCGACGCCAGUAUCGUACCAACGAAUACAACAUCGGCGCCUACGGCACUCAUGCCGUUGGCAUGACCCCAACCAUCUAUGCAUCUGGCAUGUGGGGACGUCGUUCCGCUUCCGUCCCUUACCACAACACGACCCUCCGUCCGGCCGAUGACAACGCUGAUGCGGGAGAUGCCGAGCAGGGAACCACUGAGGGAACCCACCAAUGCAAGGCUGAGCCCUCAGCCACUCCUUCCGAAGCCGGCACAGCCGAUGAAGGAGUGACCAUUGUCGACUCUCCUGCAGUCAAGACGGGCAGCUCGUCUUCUUCGCCUGUCAAGAAGGACUGA
Thyridium curvatum is the source of this 1614-nucleotide messenger RNA. RefSeq lists its product as uncharacterized. The transcript has 6 exons. The coding region runs from base 1 to 1614 and encodes 537 amino acids. The record is from RefSeq and is a predicted model, not a curated record. NCBI's taxonomy places the organism in Eukaryota, Fungi, Ascomycota, Sordariomycetes, Thyridiales, Thyridiaceae. Gene Ontology annotation, molecular function: poly(U) RNA binding; poly(A) binding; mRNA 3'-UTR binding. Gene Ontology annotation, cellular component: cytosol; nucleus; ribonucleoprotein complex.